Molecule: messenger RNA, 3188 nt
Organism: Clupea harengus (Atlantic herring)
Lineage: Eukaryota; Metazoa; Chordata; Actinopteri; Clupeiformes; Clupeidae
Gene: anapc4
Product: anaphase promoting complex subunit 4
Exons: 28
Coding region: 348-2843 (831 amino acids)
Biological process (GO): protein K11-linked ubiquitination; regulation of mitotic metaphase/anaphase transition; anaphase-promoting complex-dependent catabolic process
Cellular component (GO): anaphase-promoting complex; nuclear periphery
Molecular function (GO): protein binding
Source: RefSeq, a predicted model, not a curated record
CAGAAUUGUAUGUUUUAGCUAUUAGCAAAUAACGUUAGCUAGGUUUUCUUAGACGGGGUUAUAACUGGUCAGCAACCGAUGUGCUGAUUCACUUCUAGUUUGCAAGGGUGCAUUAUAUCUCUGUUUGCUCCCUACUACUACAAUAUCUAGUUUUAAAUGUGAACGGUGGCUUUACGCGAAACGACAGAGGCAAGAAAGCUGUGCUAAAAACACACCACAAAAUAAUCUUCUGAUUGACGUUUGACAGUUUGGGUGGCGGAAUUGUGUCCUUCCAGACACAGUCAAAUGGUAGAACACGUAAAUUGCGCCAUUCAAGCGAUCUGUCCUUUUUCAGAUUUGGGGUUACAAUGCGUGCCUUUAGGCAAGUUGGGGAGAAACAGCUCCCUAAUCCCAUCCUGUAUAUGGCGUGGUCCCCCAAGAGGGAUCUCAUCGCCCUGGCCAACACCAAUGGUGAGCUGUUGCUGCAUCGUCUCUCCAACUUCUACCGUGUAUGGAGUUUGCAGCCCAACGAGAACACGGGAAAGGAGAUCACUGCCUUGGCAUGGAGACCUGACGGCAAAAUCCUAGCCUUCAGCUUGGGUGAUACCAUACAAGUGGUUCUGUGCGAUGCUGAGAAGGCCGAAAUCCUCCACGUGUUCCCAGUAAGACUGCCUGUGUCCUGUAUGCACUGGAUGGAAGUGCAAGAAGAGAACAGUGGCCUGGCGUCGUUCUAUGACUCAGAGGAUGAGUCCAAUCGCUUCCUCCCUAAGCUGCCAUCCCUACCCAAAAGCUACAGCACCACAACAAAGAUUUUCAGCGAGGAGAAAUCUGAUGAGGCCACAAAUCUCCUCGGGGAUGUGAGGUUGAAUAUUUUGGUGCUGGGAGGACCCUGUGGCUUUGUGGAGCUCUAUGCUUAUGGACUGUACAAGAUAGCAACUGCAAACAGGAUUGCGGGCUAUUGUCGCAGCCUCUGCCUCUCGAGUGACCUCAAGUCUCUCUCCGUCAUCACAGAGGUCAGGUCCACUGAUGACGACCCUGAAAUUCACUAUGUCCAGUUGGAUACAGGGCUGCUGUCUUCCUGUCUGCCUGAGCUUACCAGGAUGGCACGCAAGUUCACACAUAUCUCCACUCUGCUAGAGUACCUACGUCUGUCUCUCACCUGCAUGUGUGAAGCCUGGGAAGACAUUCUCUUGCAGAUGGAUCUUCGACUUACCAAAUUUGUUCAGGAGAAGAACACAAGUACCCAGGUGCAGGAUGAGUUUCUGGAGUUGCUGCUGUGGGGUCAUGCCAGCCCAGAACUACAGGCUCUGCUCAUGAACCAGCUCACAGUCAAGGGUCUGAAGAUGCUGGGACAGUCCAUAGAGUCUUCCUACUCUGGCAUUCAGAAGCUGGUCAUCAGUCACUUACAGAGCGGCUCAGAGGCUCUGCUCUACCACCUGAGUGAAGUAAAGGGUAUGGCCCUGUGGAAACAGAAGUACCAGCCACUGGGGCUGGACCCUGCAGUCAUAGAAGAUGCCAUCACUGCUGUGGGUUCCUUCACCCUAAAGGCCAACGAGCUUCUACAAGUGAUUGACAAGAGUAUGAAGAACUUCAAGGCAUUCUUCCGCUGGUUGUAUGUCGCGAUGCUGCGGAUGUCUGAUGAUCAUGUCCCACCUGAGCUCAACAAGGUACCGCUGAGCUCAACAGAGAACCUGAUUACGAGCUGGGAGGACUGCAGGGUUUAUGGGCGUUUGGGGAUGACACACAAAGACCUGGCAUUUGUGGCAGACUUCCUGGCAGAGCAUUUCAGUGCGAAUGAAGAGCUUUUCGAUCGAAAAGGGAAGUACUUCAACGUAGAGCGAGUGGGACAGUACUUGAAAGAUGAGGAAGAAGACCUGGUCUCCCCUCCCAACACUGAGGGCAACCAGUGGGUGAAGUUUCUCAAGGAGAGCACCCACCUGAAAGAGUCUCCUCUGCUGUUCCCCACAUACCCUCAGAAGUCCCUGCACUUUGUGAAGAGGAUGAUGGAGGGGACAAUAGAGCUGUGUCUUCAGAAACCAGCUGAGGUGAUUGGGAAGUCUGUGAAAGAGGCAUUGCGUUUGCCCCUCUACACUGUUCCAGAAAGCUCAGAAAAUACGCCAAGACUUUUUGAGAUGCCUGCACUGUGGAAUAAUAACAAGGCCAGUAUGCAUUAUGUGGUUUUCUGCAUGCCAGAAAUCUCCCCAUCUAAGAUCUACUUAUUGAGGAGGGCAACAGACCCAUGCAGGUCAGUUCCAAACGGUCUCAUAGCCAUUGACCUGAGCAGACCUCUAAACAGCAGCAUCGAUGACGAGGACGCGGCAGCAGAAAUCCCUGGGAAUGGCACAUACCGUUGCCUAGACGCCCGUCUCUAUGACGCCGAGACGCUGACGGUGGUCCUGCAGGGACAGGAGGAGGAGCGCGUUCUGGCACAGCUGCCUCUCAGUGCUGCCCUUCGCAGCGAGGAAGAGUUCGCCUGGGACACCACCCUUCGGUUAGACCAGCAGAACGGCUCCAUUCCCUCGCAGGGGCUGGUGUGGGAGAACCAGUGGAGGCCUCUGGACAACAUGAAAGCCCAGUUUGUGGCUGUCAACGGGAUCCGAAAAGUGUCUUGUGUGCUAAGCUCCAACCUUCGCCACGUGCGUGUCUUUGAGAUGGACGUGGAGGAUGAGGACGAGGAGGAGGAGGACCGUCAGGAGGAGUCGCAGAACAUCACCCCCGACCAGGAGGCUUUGGAGGAGUCCCUGACCAGUCAGAAGGAUGCAGGGGCAAACAUGGAGGCCCAGGAAGGGGGAGAGGCGGACCAAGCUGCGGAGGGGGGGUCAGGAGACACCCUGGAACACACUUCAAGCUCAGAUACACUGUGAUUCGGACACUGACUCCAACCCGCCAAUGCUUUUAUUUCACACAUUUACAAAUGCAUGGCCAUCACUUCUCUUUGGAGCCAGUUCUCAAACAUAAGUUGUGUACGUGGAACAGAAAAAGAUGGCUUUUCAUGUGUCUAAGGGCAACUCUCAUACCUUAUUGUUAGGUAUGUUUGUUAUGUGUUGAAUCAACACGGUGCUGCCUUGAACUGAGUCCUCAUGUGUUUCUCCCUAACCCAAUGAAGAGGAAUGCCUUGUUGAGUCACUAGUAACAACGAUAUUCAUACUUUUGAGUUUAGUAUUUUUGUCCAUCACUGCCAUGUGCUGUGAACCAAAUGUGGUUUUUUU